GGCCGCCCAGGCCGCCCCAGCCCAGCUCCGCGCGUGCACCAUGGCGGGCCCCGCGCCCGGGCGGCGGCUGCGGCUGCGGCCGCUGGCAGCGCUGGCCCUGCUCUUGGCGCUGGCCCCGGGGCUGCCCGCAGCCCGGGCCGGGCAGGCGCCGCGCCCCGCCGAGCGGGGGCCCCCGGUGCGGCUCUUCACGGAGGAGGAGCUGGCCCGCUACGGCGGGGAGGAGGAAGAUCAGCCCAUCUACAUGGCAGUGAAAGGAGUGGUGUUUGAUGUCACUUCUGGAAAGGAGUUUUAUGGACGAGGAGCCCCCUACAAUGCUUUGACCGGGAAGGACUCCACCAGAGGGGUGGCCAAGAUGUCCCUCGAUCCUGCAGACCUCACCCAUGACACUGUGAGCCAGUGCCUUGGCAGCCCCCUCCCCGUUGCGGUCUGCACCCGCCACCCCCAGUCUCUUCCAGAUUUGCUGUGGUCUCUGACACCCACUCGCCAGGCCGCUCAGGGCAUGAACAGGACCGGCCUCACUGCCGAGGAGCUGAAGUCCCUGGACGACGUCUUCACCACGGUGUACAAAGCCAAAUACCCCAUCGUCGGCUACACGGCCCGGAGGAUACUCAACGAGGACGGUAGCCCCAACCUGGACUUCAAGCCCGAAGACCAGCCCCAUUUUGACAUAAAAGACGAGUUUUGACGCUCCAUCUGCGGGAGCGCCUUCUUGAUGGGGCGGGGUGGGGGCGGGGCACGGAGAGCCCUUCAGGUGCCAAAUCUCCUGCAAAAUAGGCUGCCUGAGCCUCUGGUCCCCGGACCUGAAUAAAGCCGACGUUGAACCCGGAACGCCGGAUGCUUGUUAUUGUUCCCGGUCAAGUGUUCUGUCCACGUGCCAUCCUGCCUGCACACCAGCCAGGGUGGGAAGAACGGCCGAAGGGGGCGCCCUCUCGGCGUCCCUGUUGGCUGCCUGGGCAGUGGAAUCACGGGUGACUUAUUUCUUCUCUAUCUGUAUAUUUUCCUGUGCUUGCCAUGUCUCCUAGCAUGACCACGUGUGCUUUAGAAUAAGCACAAAAAUAAACUUCGUGUUUUCACAAGA
Prionailurus viverrinus (fishing cat) is the source of this 1078-nucleotide messenger RNA. RefSeq names its product neudesin neurotrophic factor (gene NENF). The record is from RefSeq and is a predicted model, not a curated record. The coding region runs from base 41 to 685 and encodes 214 amino acids. The transcript is spliced from 5 exons. NCBI's taxonomy places the organism in Eukaryota, Metazoa, Chordata, Mammalia, Carnivora, Felidae. Gene Ontology annotation, cellular component: membrane; endomembrane system.